AUGAAUCUGAACUACACGUCCCCGGUCCCUCAGAUGCCUGCCCAGAGGUCAACGUCGUUUUUCAUCGAAGACAUUUUACUGCAUAAACCCAAACCUUUGAGAGAGGUGUUUCACACGCCGUUUUCCAGCUCACUAGCAUCCCGGAUGCCACUUCUAGAAUAUGGAUAUCCCCUGAUGCCAACCCCGAUACUAGCGCCCCAUCCUCACCAUCCUCUUCACAAACCCGAACAUCACCCUUAUUUCUUUACCUCGGGCAUGCAAGUCCCGGCUUUAUUUCAACAUCAUCCAGAGAUGCCUGGCAAACACUGCAGACGCAGAAAGGCCCGGACUGUCUUCUCGGACUCUCAGUUAUCUGGGCUGGAAAAGAGGUUUGAAAUUCAGCGUUACCUUUCGACCCCGGAACGAGUGGAGUUGGCCACAGCUUUAAGUCUCUCAGAAACCCAGGUUAAAACUUGGUUUCAAAAUAGAAGGAUGAAGCAUAAAAAACAGCUAAGAAAAACGCAGGACGACCAGAAAAAUCCAAAUGACUUGCACCGAUCCUUGGAAAGUGAAAACGAAAGCAGUGAGAAAAAAUUGGAAGAGGUUAAAACUGCAAUGAACCAGGACUCAUACAUGCUCGAAGAAAAUGAAGAUGAUGUCGAUAUUGAAGAUGAUGAUAUUUGCUCCCCGGAACAGCUAUUAUAA
This is a messenger RNA of Brienomyrus brachyistius, 684 nucleotides long. RefSeq names its product brain-specific homeobox (gene bsx). The transcript has 3 exons. The record is from RefSeq and is a predicted model, not a curated record. Gene Ontology annotation, biological process: regulation of DNA-templated transcription. Gene Ontology annotation, molecular function: DNA-binding transcription factor activity, RNA polymerase II-specific; DNA binding. Bases 1 to 684 code for a protein of 227 amino acids. NCBI's taxonomy places the organism in Eukaryota, Metazoa, Chordata, Actinopteri, Osteoglossiformes, Mormyridae.